Molecule: messenger RNA, 1972 nt
Organism: Poecilia latipinna (sailfin molly)
Lineage: Eukaryota; Metazoa; Chordata; Actinopteri; Cyprinodontiformes; Poeciliidae
Gene: usf1
Product: upstream transcription factor 1
Exons: 11
Coding region: 449-1348 (299 amino acids)
Biological process (GO): regulation of transcription by RNA polymerase II
Molecular function (GO): protein dimerization activity; DNA-binding transcription factor activity, RNA polymerase II-specific; RNA polymerase II cis-regulatory region sequence-specific DNA binding
Source: RefSeq, a predicted model, not a curated record
UUUUCACCCAAAAAAGUAUCAGAACGCAACUGCUAUUUACUGGCGGGAUUCUUAUGCAUUGAUGUACCUCCUUUCGACGAGUUGGAUGACACCAGAUGUCAUCCCGUAUUUGUUAAAUUAAUCUGGAACUUUCUUGUCGCGCAUGCGUGCCUCCAAUGACGGAACUGUGUUGACAAAUUUCGCAGGAGGGUCUACGGCAGCCCCAGUCGUUGUGUUUCCGUCAUCUCCCAUGGAAACGGUCGCUGCGGCUUGCCUAUCGUUUCCAGCCAUAGCUAACGCUAACAGUCGUUUCAGGUUCAGUCUCCCGGAGAUGAGCCAUUAUCCUGGUCAUCAGUGUUCCAAGUUUUAAAGGAAGUUCCUCUAUGGUUUUGUUAAUCGUCAUUUGAUCACUACAGCCUGGCUGUCGGAGCGAGUGAGACGGUCUGCCCGUCCAAAACCCUCGGCUGAAAUGAAGAGCCAACAGAAGAGCCCGGAGCCCGAGGGGAGCGUCACUGUUAACGAGGAAGGCUCUGUAGCUACAGCAGAAGAUCCAGCCGCCAUCGCUGCCAUCCAGUCUGCCGCCACCUUCACAGACCCACAGAUCAAGUAUCAAGUCUUCAAGACAGAAGGAGCUGGUGGGCAGGUGACCUACAGGGUGAUCCAGGUGUCAGAUGGGCAGCUGGAGGCCCAGACAGACGGAGCCGCUGUCAGUCUGGUCGCUGGUUUCCCAGCAACCACGCAGACUGUCACACAGGCAGUCAUCUCUCAGCCAGAAGGGCUGGAAGGAGAUGGCAGCGCUGAGGCCCAGUACGCUUAUUACCCGGCCACCAUUGCAGAAGCCACUGCUGGCACCAUGGUAACUACAGUGCAAGCUACUGACACUCUGCUGGGCCAGACCACCCCAGCAGGUCAGCUUUAUGUGAUGAUGUCACCCCAAGAAGUUUUAACCGGAUCCAGUCAGAGGACGAUAGCACCGCGCACCCAGCCAUACGUAGCAAAGCAGGAAGCUCCUCGGGGCUCCAGGGAUGAAAAACGGCGAGCGCAGCACAACGAAGUCGAGCGGAGGCGCAGGGACAAGAUCAACAACUGGAUUGUUCAGCUGUCAAAGACCAUCCCAGAGUGUAACAUCGACUACACCAAGACAGGCCAGAGUAAAGGGGGGAUCUUGUCAAAAGCCUGCGAUUACAUCAAAGAGCUGAGACAAAGCAACAUGAAGCUGGGAGAAGAUAUCAGCGUUCUGGAACGACUGCGGGUCGACAACCAACUACUAAGACAGGAAGUGGAAAACUGGGAAUCCAAGAAUCAGAUCCUGAGGAACCUUUUGCGACAGCAUGGCAUUGUUGGGUCAUCGAGCUCGGAUCCUCAGUGAAGCCUGUUGCCAGUGAAGUAUUUGAAGAUGAAUACUAAUGGGCCAAAAGAGUACUUGAAAUGCUUAGAAAAUAUGUAUCUUGUCAUUGAGCAUGCACAAUAUGGGUUAAUUAUUAGAAUAUUGUUUUGAAUAUUCACAUCCACCCUUUGUGAAAUUUUCCAGAUUUUUUUAAGCUCUUAACAAUUAUGUAAUUUACCUAGGAAUUAUAACAUUAUUUUUUAACUUAAUGGACCUGCAGCGUGUUUUUUUUUUUUUUUUAUCAGAUUCAGGAAAGCUCUUCUUGAUGCCUUUUACUAUGAGCAUGUAUGAACGAUCAUUCAACUCCAGUACAGGAAGCUCUUAUGCUUAAACUCUGUUGUACUUAGUAUAAACGGCACUCAUUUUAAUGUCUCUAGACAUUACAUUCUUGUGUUGAUGUCUGUUAUCAUUGUCACUUUAAGCAGUCUAUACCAAGUUUAUCAUCCAGAUUAAAGUCUGGGUUUGCUUUUGUUUCUCUGCUUGUUGGGGACUGUGGUUACAUUGCAACAAUGUAACCACUAAGUAAAGAAUGAAAUGGGUUUAGGAAGUCAAACAUUGGAUGAUAACUGUCUGUCUUUAUAAUAAAAAUGUAAAUAGUAAAAUGCU